UCAUUUACAUUUCCGUCUUCCAAUAUAUCCUUUUCACUGUCAAUCACUCACACUUGUUUCUGCUCGAUGAUUUUUUACACAAAUUCUGAUAACAGUUGUGAUAGUCAAGCAGAUCUGUCCGCCAUAUUCUCCCAACUAAACCCUACUUUCUCUGUUUGAUCGGAGUAACUGAAGAUGGGAGGAGUGGAUGCUGAUCAAAAUGGAGAAACAAGUUGUAGUUUUCUACUACAGCAGUUGCAGAAAAUUUGGGAUGAGGUUGGUGAAACUGAUGAAAAUCGAGAUAAGAUGCUUCUUCAGAUAGACCAGGAGUGCUUGGAUGUUUACAAUAGAAAAGUUGACCAAGCAGUGAAAUCGCGGGCUCACCUUCUUCAGGCUUUAGCAGAUGCCAAAGUUGAAUUCUCCAGGCUGCUAUCAGCCCUUGGAGAGAAAACAUAUGAUGGAAUUCCUGAGAAGAAUUUAAGAUCAAUCAAGGAACAACUUGCAGCUAUAGCACCGGCACUGGAAAAACUGUGGAAACAGAAAGACGAAAGGGUAAAAGAGUUCUUGGAUGUACAAUCACAAAUCGAGAAGAUAAGCAGCGAGAUUGCAGGGAGUAGUGAGCAAGUAGAGACUCCUAAAGUAGAUGAGUCUGAUUUGUCUCUUAAAAAGCUGGAUGAGUUCCAUGCACAGCUUCAAGAUCUUCAAAAAGAAAAGAGUGAGAGACUGCACAAAGUCCUUGAAUUCGUGAGCACAAUACAUGAUCUAUGUGCUGUUCUCGGCAUUGACUUCUUUAGUACUGCCACUGAAGUUCACCCAAGCCUGAGCGAUUCUACUGGUGUACAAUCGAAAAGUAUAAGCAAUGACACACUAUCAAGUCUGGCUAGAACAGUCUUAGCACUAGAGGAAGAUAAGAAGCAAAGAUUGCAGAAGCUCCAAGAACUUGCAACUCAACUGAUUGAUUUAUGGAAUUUGAUGGAUACAACCGAAGAAGAACAGAGCUUGUUUGACCAUGUCACCUGCAACAAAUCGGCUUCAGUUGAUGAAGUGUCCAUUCCUGGAGCUCUUGCUCUUGAUCUGAUUGAACAGGCUGAAGUGGAAGUUGAAAGACUUGAUCAGCUAAAAGCUAGCAGGAUGAAGGAGAUUGCUUUCAAAAAGCAGGCAGUGCUUGAAGAGAUUUUCGUUUGUUCCCACAUAGAGAUUGACUCUAAGGCUUCUCAACACAAAAUUAUGGCACUUAUUGAUUCUGGGAAUAUUGAGCCUGCAGAUUUACUUGCGGACAUGGAUAACCAGAUUGUAAAAGCAAAAGAGGAGGCUGAAAGCAGGAAAGAAAUAUUGGAUAAAGUUGAGAAAUGGAUGGCAGCUUGUGAAGAAGAGAGCUGGCUUGAAGACUACAACAGGGAUCAGAACCGGUAUAAUGCAAGCAGAGGUGCACACUUAAAUUUGAAGAGGGCUGAAAAGGCUCGGAUAUUGGUCAGCAAAAUUCCAGCUCUUGUUGAUUCCUUGAUUACCAAAACAAGAGCAUGGGAACAAGAUCGCGACACCACGUUCACAUAUGAUGGUGUUCCACUUCUUGCCAUGCUAGAUGAAUAUAUGAUGCUCAGGCACGAUAGAGAAGAAGAGAAACGAAGGUUGAGGGACCAGAAGAAGUUCCAUGAGCAGAUCAAAGAACAAGAAACACCAUUUGGAUCAACACCAAUCCCUUCUCGACCCCUCGGUACAAAGAAGGUGGUGGGUCCACGAGCAAACGGGUCAGGUAACAGAAGGCUGUCUCUUAACUCACAUCAAAAUGGUUCCAGGCCGUCAACAACUAAAGACGGGAGGAGAGACCACUCGAGAACGUUUGCUCCUGUAAACUAUGUAGCUAUUUCAAAAGAUGAACAUAUUCCCAGCACACCAUAGUAACUACUGAUUUAGAGACAUAUGUGCAGUAUCCUCUGUUGUGAUUAGUAUCACGGAUCAUGUAGCAGAUAAAUAUUUCGCUGAGCGUAGAGACCGAUUAGCUGUUUGUGUUAUAUAGUGGUAAUAUUAGAAAUUCCUUUGCAUCAU
Solanum pennellii is the source of this 2025-nucleotide messenger RNA. Its product is annotated as 65-kDa microtubule-associated protein 1-like. Lineage: Eukaryota; Viridiplantae; Streptophyta; Magnoliopsida; Solanales; Solanaceae. Bases 175 to 1878 code for a protein of 567 amino acids. The record is from RefSeq and is a predicted model, not a curated record. Gene Ontology annotation, cellular component: spindle; cytoplasm. The transcript is spliced from 10 exons. Gene Ontology annotation, biological process: cytokinesis by cell plate formation; microtubule cytoskeleton organization. Gene Ontology annotation, molecular function: microtubule binding.